GAAAGGCAGCAGUAUCUACUUGCAAUUUUCACACUUGUAUUGACCCAUGGCGGAUGAUGAGGUGGUCACCCUUGCGGGGGUGGGAUCGCUCCUGUCAGAGGCCUCUGCAAGGGAAUCCUUUGAGUUCUCCAACUUUCGGAUUGGGCAGGUUCGUGGCUAUCAGCGAUGCUUCUGCCAAGCCAACUGGGUCAACCUGGUGUGCGGUGCAGGCCGGCUGUCCAGCAACGAAGUGGCUGCACUGGCCAUGGUCCCCAGCGACCCAGACUUUGUGAGUGAGGUUGCGCUGCUGGAUGUGACCCGCUCCGAGCUGCCAGGCUUCUACGAACGCGAAGCAGGCUACCGGAUCAUCAGCGUUCCGUACCAGAUUGCAGGACCUGAUGGUGCUGUGGAAGAAGGAUCUGCCUUGAUGUGUGCGGCCUGUGAAGAUGACGCCGAGGCUGACAGCCUCUGGGGCUUGGAGGGGCCCAUGCUGAAGCACUGCUCCGACAGCAGUUACGUCUUUCGCUGGAUGCGCUUGUCUCUGCGACCUCUUUGGCCUCCACCUGAGGCCAUGCCACUGUGCCCUGGACCUCCAGAAUCUGCCGAGUCCGUCGCAGCGAGCCUGGAGGACUUCUCGGAAGAGGAUUUCCCACGAGGACUCACACCUGGCCGGCACCUCUACCCUGCUCCAGGAUACCUUCGGGACUGCGCGAUGGCGCAUGACGAUGCUGGGCUUCUGGAGCACUUCUUGGACUCGACACUGUUGGCGGAUAGAAGGAGCACUUUGCGAAGCUACUUGGCCGCGAACGAGGGCCUGCGGGGCUACGUGCUCGGCACGAGUGCCAGGGAAGCCUUCAGCUUUGCCGCCCCAGACUUGCGGCAGAACGCCCAUCACCCCGUGGUGAGGCCAGCCAAUGGCCGCCGUGGCUGUGGCCAGCUACGAGGAUGGCAGACCCUCUGGGAAUGGAGCGAAAAUCGGUUCCGCUGUGACCUGGGAAUGACCGGCAUCGAAGAGACGAAGAGCGGUCGCAAAGACGACUUCGAAUACCAAAUGAGCGACCGAGAGGCAAAAGCCGAGCGCGCCAAGAAGGAGGCCCCGGCUGGUGGGGCGCCUGGGCCCGACACCGAUGGCAUCGCCCAGGGAACCGAGGCGGCGGCUUCUCCGACCACCCCGGCCGAAGCGCCCGAAGCGCCCGAAGCGCGCGGACCGGUGGCCGAGGCUGACCGGGCGCAGGCGCAAUCAGAGCGGACGCCUGCACAGGAACUGCCUCCUGGUGCGAUGGCCCAGGAUGCGAGCCCUCCCUUCGAUGGCCCAGCAGAAGACAUCACUCCGCCCUCACCAUCUCCUGGAGCGCUCCGCGGCCGCGACAUGGCCACGCUGAACAGCAUGCGCUGCGAUGCGCAGACCACGCGGCGGCUGGUGGAGCGGGAAGCGGGGCAAUUGAAGAACAUCGACCAGCUGGAUAGCUGUGGAGAGGUGACCUUAGGCUUGACCAUGACCUUCGGGUGCACGCUGGUGAUUUGGAUCUUGGGGCUGAACUUCUUCGAUAUGGUCGGGAUGCAGUGGAUCCGAAGCUGGGAAACCCAUGCAGGAUGGAUGCCAUUCGAGGAUUUCCAGAAUGAGGUCUAUAGCUCCUAUAGUCCUGGGGAGGAUGGAGUCCCCAAGGGCGCAUGGGAUGUCUUGGACGUUCACCAGGGUGGCUCCGUGAGCGAACGUGAUCUGAAGGUCUUCAUGACGGGACUGCGAAACCCGAUCCAAAGGCCAGAACAGGUGAAGUAUUCCUUCCAGGGUUUGGACUUGGACCAGGACGGCUUUAUCCAGCAGUCCGAGUGGAACAAAGCUUUCAUCCACAGCACAUUCUUCUACCACAAGACCACUACCUUGAGCACCACGACAUUAGCCACAACACAGCGCACCACGGUGCCGCACACGGUCAUCACUGUCACAGAGCCGCCACCCAUCGUGGUGGACCGUGCCACGUUGCACAAGUUCGUGGGUGAGAUGGUGAAGAGGAUGGGGAAGGAAGGCCAGCAUAGUGCUGAGCAAGCCUUCGGAGCCUUGGAUCUCAAUGGUGAUGGCUAUGCCGCCCGUGGCGAGUUGCUGAAUGCUUUGGGGCAACUGCGAGAGCCCAUGCGUGGACAGGAUGCUCGGGUGGUCUUUCAGGGCGUGGACGCCAACGAGGAUGGCGUGGUGGAAUUCCCCGAGUUUAAGGCUGCCUUUGAGUACGCCAGGGAGCACGAGGGCGACGGGACUGAACCACACAAGCCGGCGACCAGAACGAAUCCGGGCGAGGAAAACGUGGAAGUGAAAGUGGCGCCGCCGCAGGAGCAGAAUGACAACCCCAGGCUGGCAAAGGUCCUACAAGAAAUGAGGCUCAAUGAGCCCCCAAUCUCCAUGGCACGCUUCGUGCAUGGCAUGGGCUCGGUACCAGCGGAGACGGCGUUCAAAGCCUUGGAUGCGAACCAAGACAAUGAGCUUUCGCAGGACGAGAUGGUCCGCUUCGCCAAGGCCUUCGUCCCGCCGCUGACGCAGACCGAGGCGCUCUUCGCACAUAAGGGCAUGGACAUCAACGACGACGGCCGGGUCGUGCCUGCGGAGAUGUACGAUACCCUGCGCUUCGGACACUUCUUCACGACCGAGGAGCAGGCACGUGAGAUGCAUGAGUGA
Durusdinium trenchii is the source of this 2647-nucleotide messenger RNA. NCBI's taxonomy places the organism in Eukaryota, Dinophyceae, Suessiales, Symbiodiniaceae. The record is from the annotation of a GenBank genome assembly.